ACGACACUGUCUCUUUAAGAAGCUGACUGGCCUGGCCUGGCCCCGCCCACUCCUGCAGCCUCCACUCUUCUUCUUCCUCUCCUUCUUCUUCAUGGCGAGAUGUGAAAGCUCACAGCUGCUCCAUCGCGGCCCGGCAAGCGUUCGGCAGGGAAAAAUGGAAUAAAAAACAAAACAAAGAACGCCGCAGAACAAUGGAGCGCGGAGCAAAACGGCCGAGUCGGACUUGAUCAACAUGUCCGCUGCGGCGCUCGCUAACGUCGCGUCCUUGUGACUGGAUUCUCCUUCGUGCGUACAAAGGAGCAUCAGACGCACCUGAGAUUGCUGCCGAAUUCUCCGGAAGGACUCGGAGGAGCUUUCUGCGCGCACAAGUCAACAUUUGUUCCCUCGGUAAGGCAGAAAAACGGCAGCAUUUGUACAUUGUGGACCUUUUCCUCCCAGGAGUCGUUUUUUAACGAUGCCGGAAUCGUUUCCACGAUGAUCGCGAUCCUUUAAGGAUGUUUUCUUGCGACAUGGAGUGUCCUCCAUUGUUGUGAGCAUCUUUGACUGGAGCGCACACACGGACAUGGUGGAGCCGGUGGGGUUCAUCGAGGCGUGGAAGGCUCAGUUCCCGGAGUCGGAGCCCCCCAGGAUGGAGCUGAGGUCGGUGGGGGGGAUCGAACAGGAGCUGGAGAGAUGCAAGGCGUCCAUCAGGCGGCUGGAGCAGGAAGUGAACAAGGAGCGUUUCCGUAUGAUCUACCUGCAGACCCUCCUGGCCAAGGAGAGGAAAAGCUACGACAAGCAGCGUUGGGGCUUCAGGAAGACCCCGCUGAACGAGGGGGUGGACCCGGCCGCCACACAGGGGGCUGAGUCCCAGCAGCCGCACGUGCAGGAGACCGGAGGGGUGGGAUGCGCGGUCGGGGGCGGGUACCCCUCCGCCGGGGACCGGAGCCGAUACCACGCUCACGUGGACGGAACGGGCAGAUCCAAACCGAGACCCCCGCCGGCGAGGAAGUCGGCCUCCCACGGGGACGGGCUGGAGUCGGCCUUCGAGGCGCCCCCUCAGGCCGAGUCGGCUUCCUGCGACAACCUGGACGGCCUCUCGCCCUCCAAGCAGAGAGGGGUCGUCUCCGUGUCGCCCAGAAGGCCCGCCCUUCCGCCCCCGGACAAGGAGCCGCCGUCCGACCCCAAAGACAAGCUGGGUAUGGGGCUCGGCGUGGCCGCCCUCAGGUCCAACUUUGAGAGAAUCAAGCGGGCCAACUCUCACUCGGUGGGCGACAAAGGUCAGGAGAAGCCGCCGCCCCCUUUCUACUCCAACGUGGAGUUCCACCAAGACCGGGGGCUGGUCCGCGUCAACGAGCGGGAGGUAUCGGACAAGAUGGGCACGCUGGGGAGUCAGGCCAUGCAGAUGGAGAGGAAGCGCUCGCUGCACUCCCUGCCGGGUAACCUGGCGACCGUGGCCGGCGAGCUCCGCGCCAGGCCCGUCUAUAGGGGGCGCUCCACCGAGAGCACCUGUGGGUAUGACGCCGAGUACGAGGACGGCGAGCCCGCACAGAGAACUCGAGCCAAUGGCGGGAAACCCCCGCCGCCGCCUUGGCAGCCUUCCGACUUCCAGGCCUACUCCAGCGUCUAUGUGGGCGGGGUCAUGAUGGGCGAGGGCGGCGUCGGCGGGGACGGCCGAGUCCAAAUGAGAGACCACGGCGUCGCCGACGACCACCUCCUCACCUGGCCUCGCCGCUCCUACUCGCCGGGGAGCUUCGAGGACGUGGGCGGAGGCGGCGGAUACACGCCGGACUGCAGCUCCAACGAGAACCUGACGUCCAGCGAGGAGGACUUCUCGUCGGGACAGUCCAGCCACGUGUCACCCAGCCCGACCGCCGCCUUCCGCCGGCCCUUCCGCGAGAAGAGCCGCUCGCCGUCGCAGAACUCGCAGAACUCGCAGCACUCCUUCGACAGCAGCAGUCCGCCCACGCCGCAGUCGCAGAAGCGCCACCAGCGGCAGCAGGGCGCGCACCUGGUCAUGUCCGAGGCCACCAUCGUCAGCGUCCGCAAGACGGGUCAAAUUUGGCCGCCUGCCGGGCCCCAGCACGGCAGAGCGGCGCAUGACAACAGUUACCACGGCGACCACCUGGACGGCCAUUACAGCGGGACUCCGCCCUCUUACGGCUACGACGCCGACCGCGCCGAGGAGCAGCGGCGCCACCACGACAUCCUGCCGUACAUCGACGACUCGCCCUCGUCCUCGCCUCACCUCAGCUCCAAGAGUCGCAGCAGUCGGGACACGCUCUCCUCGGGAUCCAUCGAGUCCUCCAAGUCGACGGAAUGUGAGCUGGAGAAAGGUCUGGAAAUGAGGAAGUGGGUUCUGUCUGGGAUCUUGGCCAGCGAAGAAACAUACCUCAGUCACCUGGAGGCUCUGCUGCUGCCCAUGAAACCUCUGAAGGCGGCGGCCACAACGUCCCAGCCGGUCCUGUCUCCGGCCCAGAUAGAAACCAUCUUCUUCAAGGUGCCAGAACUCUACGAGGUCCACAAGGACUUCUAUGACGGACUGCUGCCCCGCGUCCAGCACUGGACUCACCAGCAGAGGGUGGGAGACCUCUUCCAGAAACUGGCCAGCCAGCUGGGCGUGUACCGAGCGUUUGUGGACAACUACGAGCUGGCGGUGGACACGGCAGAGAAAUGUUGUCACGCCAACACGCAGUUUGCAGAAAUAUCAGAGAACCUGAAGGUCCGAAGUCCCAAAGACUGCAAGGAGCCCACGGCCAAGAACUCCCUGGAGGCCUUGCUGUACAAGCCAGUGGACCGAGUCACACGCAGCACGCUGGUGCUCCACGACCUGCUCAAGCACACGCCCACAAGCCACCCGGACCACCCGCUGCUGCAGGACGCCCUGCGCAUCUCGCAGAACUUCCUGUCCAGCAUCAAUGAGGAGUCCACGCCGCGCCGCCAGUUGAUGACCGUGAAGAAGGGCGAGAACCGCCAGCUGUUGAGGGACACCUUCAUGGUGGAGCUGGUGGAGGGAACCAGGAAGCUGCGCCACGUCUUCCUCUUCACCGACCUGCUGCUCUGCGCCAAACUGAAGAAGUCCAUGGCGGGCAAGAACCAGCAGUACGACAGCAAGUGGUACAUCCCCUUGAGCGAGCUCACCUUCCAGGGACCCGAGGAGGCCGAGCCCCUCAGCGUCCCCCAGGUGCCCGACGAGGAGCUGGACGCCAUGAAGGUGAAGAUCUCCCACCUGCGCUGCGAGAUCCAGAGAGAGAAGAGCGCCAACAAGGGUUCAAAGGUCAUCGAGCGACUCCGGAAGAAGCUGUCGGAGCAGGAGUCGCUGCUGCUCCUGACCUCUCCCAGCAUGCACCUCAGAGUCUACAACAAGAGCGGCAAGAGCUUCAGCUUCCUGAUCUCGUCCGACUACGAGCGAGCCGAAUGGAAGGAGCUCAUCAGAAAGCAGCAGAAGAAAUGUCCCAAAGCCUCUCUGCUGACUUCCGUGGAACUUCAGAUGUUGACCAACUCUUGUGUCAAACUGCAGACGGUGCACCACAUCCCGCUGAGUGUCAAUCAGGAAGAGGACGAGAGUGCGGGUCUGUACGGCUUCCUGAACGUGAUCGUGCACUCGGCCUGCGGUCUGAAGCAGAGCCUGAAUCUCUACUGCACGCUGGAGGUGGACUCUUUCGGCUUCUUCUCCAACAAGGCCAAGACCAGAGUGUACCGAUACACCACGGAACCCAAAUGGAACGAAGAGUUCGAGAUCGACCUGGAGGGCUCGCAGACCCUGAGGCUGCUCUGCUACGAGAAGUGCUACAACAAGAGCAAGCACAACAAAGAGGACGGAGGAGACGGCGCCGACCGCAUCAUCGCCAAAGGACAGAUCCCGCUGGUGCCACAAAUGCUGCAAGGCAAAGAGUGGCAGAGGACCAUCAUCCCUAUGACUGAGAUGGAAGUGAAAGUGUCCAUGAAGUUCACCAGCAGAGAGUUGAGUCUGAAGAAGAUGCCUUCAAGGAGACCCAUGGGAGUGUUUGGAGUCAAGAUCUCUACUGUCACCAAACGUGAGCGUUCCAAGGUGCCCUACAUCGUGCGACAGUGCCUGGAGGAGAUCGAGAGGCGGGGCAUGGAGGAGGUGGGCAUCUACCGAGUGUCGGGCGUGGCCACGGACAUCCAAGCCCUGAAGACGGCCUUUGACAGCAACAACAAAGAUGUUUCUGUCAUGAUGAGCGAGAUGGACGUCAACGCCAUCGCCGGCACCUUGAAGCUUUACUUCCGCGAGCUUCCUGAACCGCUCUUCACCGACGAGCUCUACCCCAACUUUGCAGGCGGCAUCUCUCUGUCAGACAGCGUCGCCAAGGAGAGCUGCAUGUUGAACCUGCUGCUGUCGCUACCCGAGCCCAACCUGGUCACCUUCCUCUUCCUCCUAGACCACCUGAAGAGGGUGGCGGAGAAGGAGUGCAUCAACAAGAUGUCCCUCCAUAACUUGGCCACAGUGUUCGGUCCUACGCUGCUGAGACCUGCAGAGAAGGACAGUAAGAUCCCAGCCAACCCCAGCCAGCCAAUCAGCAUGGGGGACAGCUGGUCCCUGGAAGUCAUGGCGCAGGUGCAGGUGUUGCUCUACUUCCUGCAGCUGGAGACCAUCCCCACGCCUGACAGCAAACGCCAGAGCAUCCUCUUCUCCACGGAGGUAUGAAGACCUUCUCCGCUCACCUCGCACCCGGACUCUGGUGGACUUUCAGGUCUCGGACCACCUCCGCUCCCCCCCCCUCCCCCCGAGUCAGCCUUGUGGUAGAGGGACGGGGUUUGUUGUCCUCCACAAGAGGGCGACAGUGAGACGACAGGUCCGCACCUUCCAUUGGGUCAGGAGGAAGAAGUCCUGGAGGGCAAGGCGGCCAUUAGUGCUACCUAGGUUUGUUUACACAGGAAGGCGGGUACAGUAGAUCCUCGCCAUGGCACCAAGACUAUUUUUAUACUCUCUUACACACAUCAACACACACUCACUUACAGUCAUACAAACAACAUUCACACCUUGACGUGCGAUACUGAUACCUGGUAUCGUGGCGAUAUCACCAAAACAAAACCGAUUCACAUCCGAAUUGCGAUCCUUAUUCAUCCUGAUUCUAAAUGGAUUCAUCAUUUUCAAAAAAUUUUUUUUGAAAAUGUGUUUUUUUCUAUAUCUUUGUAGGCUAUUUACUAGCAGCUACGCAACAGCUCAGCACACAAUAGCACACAAGCUAGACGUAGGUCAUAAUCGCUGAAAUAAAAAGGGGACAUUUGUCAACACAAACCAGUAUCAAAUAGUCACGUCUUACUCACACACGAGAAUAGAAGGUGUCCAGUAACAAACGUGUCCGCAUCACAACUUGCCGCGUCAUGAGCUGAACUUCAUGAAUUAUUGUGACCACCAGGUGUUGAUACCAC
Messenger RNA from Nerophis lumbriciformis (worm pipefish), 5376 nucleotides. RefSeq names its product breakpoint cluster region protein-like. Gene Ontology annotation, molecular function: GTPase activator activity; protein serine/threonine kinase activity; guanyl-nucleotide exchange factor activity. Lineage: Eukaryota; Metazoa; Chordata; Actinopteri; Syngnathiformes; Syngnathidae. Gene Ontology annotation, cellular component: membrane. The record is from RefSeq and is a predicted model, not a curated record. Gene Ontology annotation, biological process: protein phosphorylation; intracellular signal transduction; positive regulation of GTPase activity.